Molecule: messenger RNA, 863 nt
Organism: Ixodes scapularis (black-legged tick)
Lineage: Eukaryota; Metazoa; Arthropoda; Arachnida; Ixodida; Ixodidae
Gene: Prosbeta6
Product: proteasome subunit beta type-1
Exons: 6
Coding region: 89-787 (232 amino acids)
Cellular component (GO): proteasome core complex
Source: RefSeq, a predicted model, not a curated record
GGGUAGCGAAGUGGCCUUCUCCACUCGCACAGAAAAGUCAACUCACGAUUUUGUUGUGCUCUUCGGUAGGCAGCCAAAUUUACUGAAGAUGGAUGUGAUGCAGCGACAGUCGGUUAUUUCUGAGCAUGGUGGACCGAAGCAGUGUUACUUCAGUCCUUACUCGGACAACGGAGGGAGUAUUGUCGCCAUUGCGGGUGAAGACUUCGUCGUGAUUGCCUCGGACAGUCGCCUCAGUGCCGGUUACUCCAUCUACACGAGGGACCAGUCGAAACUGUUCAAGCUGUCGGACAAGUGCAUCCUUGGUUCGAGCGGGUGCUGGUGUGACAUCCUGACGUUCACCAGGUUCCUGGAAGCACGGAUGAAGAUGUACCUUCACGAGCACCACAAGCCCAUGAGCACUCCAGCCGUGGCCCAGCUCAUUGUCACAAUGCUCUACCACAAGAGGUUCUUCCCUUACUACAUCUCCAACAUCCUAGCAGGCCUUGAUGAGGAAGGCAAGGGCUGCAUCUACAGCUACGAUCCAGUCGGCCACUGCGAGAGGGUCCAGUAUCGAUCUGGAGGCUCGGGCAGUGCUCUCCUUCAGCCGCUCCUGGACAGCCAGAUCGGCUUCAAGAACCAGGUGGGAGCCGUGGCUGUACCCCCCACGCGGGAGCGUGCCAUCAGCAUCAUCAAGGACGUGUUCAUCUCGGCCGCUGAGAGGGACAUAUACACGGGAGACUCGGUCAUUGUGAACAUCAUUGACAAGGACGGCGUGCACGAGGAACGCUUCCCCCUGCGCAGAGAUUAGCCCUCCCAGCUGCCCCUCAUGUCCCACGCCGACAAACGGGAUCACGCUCUAUCAAUAAAUGGUUUCACACUUUGUA